Penicillium bovifimosum is the source of this 423-nucleotide messenger RNA. RefSeq lists its product as uncharacterized. Lineage: Eukaryota; Fungi; Ascomycota; Eurotiomycetes; Eurotiales; Aspergillaceae. The transcript has a single exon. The record is from RefSeq and is a predicted model, not a curated record. The coding region runs from base 1 to 423 and encodes 140 amino acids.
AUGAAUGUUGACAUCAGAUUCCUGUUGGUGCAGAUGUUCCAUGAAGCACCCGAAUCAAGAAUCCAGUCUUCGUUAUGGUGCUACAAGUGGCGCAACCAGACACAGUUCAAGGAGAACAAGGCAAAACAAGUGUCGGGUCAACCAAGACAACGAACCAAGCAGACCAAUUUCAGCGCGGUCGAUACAACCUCAACCACUGACGAUAGGUACGAAUUUCCGGGAAUGGCUAUCCAGGCCGACGAAAAUAUCACUAUGGUGGCUAUAGCCAACCACUGCAACCAGAGCAGGACGCGGAAACAAGGCGAAGACUGGAUUCUUGAUUUCGGGUGCUUCAUGGAACAUCUGCACCAACAGGAAUCUGAUGUCAACAUUCAUUUCUUACCUACCUGGUCAGGGACCGAAAUGGGACACGAGCAAUGGUAG